AUGGAUAUCAUGCAGACUAGUGAUUCUUCACAUCAUGGAAUUGUAGAGAACAGCCCUUAUACAACUCCCUAUGAUAGACGUGUGGAAGGUGAUCAACUUGGUGCUUCGUGGUAUUUUAGUAGAAAAGAAAUAGAAGAGAAUUCCCUUUCAAGGAGAGAUGGUAUUGAUUUAAAGAAGGAGUCUUACCUUCGCAAGUCAUACUGCACUUUCCUUCAGGAUUUCGGGAUGAGGCUUAAAGUGCCCCAAGUAACAAUUGCUACAGCUAUAGUAUUUUGUCAUCGUUUUUUCCUUCGUCAAUCUCAUGCCAAAAAUGACAGACAGACAAUAGCCACAGUUUGCAUGUUCUUGGCGGGUAAAGUUGAAGAAACACCUAGACCCCUGAAGGAUGUCGUACUCAUCUCUUAUGAGAUCAUCCACAAAAAGGAUCCUGCUGCAGUCGCCCGAAUUAAGCAGAAGGAAGUGUAUGAACAACAGAAGGAACUUCUUUUGAUCGGGGAGCGCCUUGUGCUUGUAACACUUGGUUUUGACAUGAAUGUGCACCACCCUUACAAGCCUUUGGUUGAAGCAAUAAAAAAAUUCAAGGUUGCUCAAAAUGCACUUGCUCAAGUUGCCUGGAAUUUUGUCAAUGAUGGGCUACGCACUUCACUUUGCCUGCAAUUUAAGCCCCAUCAUAUUGCUGCCGGCGCAAUCUUCCUUGCUGCAAAGUUCCUCAAAGUCAAGCUUCCAGCAGACGGGGAAAAGGUCUGGUGGCAAGAGUUUGAUGUAACUCCACGUCAGUUGGAAGAGGUUAGCAACCAAAUGUUGGAGCUCUACGAGCAGAACCGUGUUGGACCACCACCUUCACAAGGGAAUGACACCGAAGGCAGCUCUGCAAGUGUGGUUAAUCAGCGUGCUCCUGUGAAAUCUGAGGAGCCUCCUGCCCAUGAAACUCAUCAAGCACCUAGACAGUCGAGCGUACCAGGCCGUCAUGGGCAUGACCACCCUCAGCCUGAAAAGCAGAACUCAAACCAGAGGAUACCCAAGAGUGAAGCAAGGGAUGGCACUACCAACAGCAAUGAAGGCACAAAUAUGUCCUCAUCAAUGAUGGAUGCGAUGAAAAAGAUAGAUAAGGAUAAGGUGAAAGCUGCGCUGGAGAAACGGAGGAAGUCGAAAGGCGAUGCUGGUAGGAAAGUGGACGUCAUGGAUGAUGAUGACCUGAUUGAGAGGGAGCUGGAACAUGGCGUGGAGUUGGCUGCCGAGGACGAGAAAAAACACGACAGAAGGCAGAGCUGGCCCCACCCCGCGCACCGGGAGGAUCACCAGAACACGGCUCGCAAGGCGGAGAACACCGAAGAGGGCGAGCUGUCCCUGGAUGGCCAGGAAUACCGCUCUCCUGGCCCCGACAACCGGAAGAGGAAGGACGCGCACGAGCACAGGAGCAAUGACCGCAGCGCCGAGAGAGACAUCAAGAGGCCGAGGCCAUGA
Molecule: messenger RNA, 1464 nt
Organism: Triticum turgidum subsp. durum (durum wheat)
Lineage: Eukaryota; Viridiplantae; Streptophyta; Magnoliopsida; Poales; Poaceae
Source: the annotation of a GenBank genome assembly